AAACAUUUUCACCAUGGCAAACCAUGCUUCCACUAGCAAAAAUUAUAACAUGAAACUAAUCGAUACCCUUUAUAAUAAAAUACCAGCUUUUACUGAUCUCUUUGAUGAAGAAACAUGGUAUACAUUCGUUGCUUGUUUCAUAGCAGGCACUUUUCUAGUUGCUUUUAUACUUUCCAGAUUUAUUACAUUACAUCCAGUCGACUAAAUUCAUCAUAAUAUAAUGUUAUUUAUUCUAAUAUAAUGCUAAUUCUUAUUCAUGCUUUCAUAAAUAUGUAACAUAAAUAAACAAAUAUGUAGCACCAGAAUAUGUAUUUAUAAAGAUUGAAAAAUGUUUUCAUACUCUUUUGUCAUUUUGCUUCAAUUAUUCAAAGAUUAAAAUUAUGUUGAAGAAACAUUA
Messenger RNA from Vespa crabro (European hornet), 397 nucleotides. RefSeq lists its product as uncharacterized. The transcript has a single exon. The record is from RefSeq and is a predicted model, not a curated record. The coding region runs from base 14 to 205 and encodes 63 amino acids. NCBI's taxonomy places the organism in Eukaryota, Metazoa, Arthropoda, Insecta, Hymenoptera, Vespidae.